Messenger RNA from Anopheles coustani, 726 nucleotides. RefSeq lists its product as uncharacterized. The transcript is spliced from 2 exons. The coding region runs from base 1 to 726 and encodes 241 amino acids. The record is from RefSeq and is a predicted model, not a curated record. NCBI's taxonomy places the organism in Eukaryota, Metazoa, Arthropoda, Insecta, Diptera, Culicidae.
AUGUGCAACCGAACGCUGAUUGCGGAGCUGCUGCUCGUGAUCGCCUUGGCGACGUGUGUCCUAGGUGCUUCCGGUAGCUGCUCGUGGCGCGCCAGCAGCAGCUGGUUCGGAGGAGAAAUUUGUGUCUUGCAGAAAGUCUACGACGAUUGCCAAGAAACAGCCGACUUCUCUGAGUGCCUCAAGCAGAAGGCCCUGUCUUCCAUUUCCCGAGCCAUUGAUUUGGAUUCAAUCCAACUGGUCGAUGGAGUAUCGCUCCUGAAGCAGAAAACUCCGGUUGCCGAGGACAAUGUGAGCGUCAUCCCCGGAUUAUCGGAUGCCCGAUCGAUGGAAGGCCUCAGCGGAACGGAUAAGGCGCUGGUUCAGAAGAUCGACAAAUUCCUCAAGAGCCACACCAUCAGCUUCGAUCUUUCCGAAGCGCGCGGAAGUGGUAACAAGAAGAACGGCAGCCGCUAUGUCAUUGCUGCACUUCUGACGGCCAUGGGCAUUGCUGGACCGAUCGGUUUGAAGACGCUCGGUGCCAUCGCAUUCAAAGCUCUGGUUAUUAGCAAGGUAGCGCUGACCAUUGCCAGCAUCAUGGCCCUGAAGAAGAUCUUCAAAGCCGACCACCACGAGGAAACCAGCUUCCAGGUGCACACCGGUCACGACAACCGUCGGGCAACGUACUUCGUGCGUCCAGUGCGAGCCAACGAUCCAUACCGGUACUACUACGAACAACCUGCUCACUAA